GCGAACCGGUCUAACAAACCCGAACCAAACGAACCGCCGGAGUGCAUUUGCGCCAUCCAAUGCUCCGUACGAGAAAACCAAUUCACCGGCUCCGCACGCUAUUUAAAGCACGAUCCCCAAAACUCUCUGGGAAACCCAUUCCGCCUCCGAUCGGCUCGCCGGUGAAGCCUUUACCUCGCCCAAUCCAUACAUCCAAUCUGAUAUUCGGCUCUGAAUCCCAUUUAUCUAAUGUGAAUGCCGGUGCAGAGGCUCGCAUGCAGGGGAGUUAUGUGGUAUUUUGUUUUGUAGGACGCUCUGAGGUUGAUCGGUGGGGUUAAGUGUCGUCGGAGGUGCGUCGAUGUCUAGCGCAAAAGCGAUGGUUGAGCCGCAGGUGGUUAGAGUGAAAAGGAAGGUGUUAUCAGCUUGCAUGACAUGUCCCCUGUGCCAUAAGCUUCUUAGGGACGCUACUGCCAUCUCGACAUGCCUGCAUACGUUUUGCAGGAAAUGCAUUGUAGAUUACUUCUCUGAUGAAGAUUGGGGUUGCUGUCCUAUAUGUAACAUUGGUUUGGGCCGCACUCCAGUGGAAAAGCUAAGGCCUGAUCACAACUUAGAAGUUAUCCGAACAAAAAUUUUACCCUAUAAAAGAAGAAAAUUUAAUGCUCCAAAAGUGUUACGUUUGACGACAUUGCCUAUCAGAAGAAAGGAAAGAUCACUAUCUUCAUUAGUGGAUGCUACUCCUGAAAUAAGAACUCAAACAGGAUUUAGGGAAGGAACAAAAGCAGCUGCGAAUGGGGCUUCUACAUUACGUGGAUUAAAUUCUUUAAAUGAUGAACAUGCCAAGAAAAGCGGUGAUAACAGUGAGCAUAUUAAAGAGAACUCUAGUAAGACUUUAAUAUGCUACCUUAAAAGGCAGAAUUCUUCAAAUGGGGAAAGAUCCGACAAAACAUCUUGUAAUAAGAGACAGCAUAGCAAUGAAAUUUUUGUUGAUAAAUCCAGUCUGCCAAGUCCUGCUAUUAAGGUUGAGGAAACAGUUAACUUUGCUAGUGAUGGUCACGUGCAUAAAGUGAAGGUUUGCGAACAUUCAUGCAAACUGAAAUUUCAAGAUGAAAUAAAAAAUGUUCCUACAUCCCCCGAGGCGGUUAAUGCUAGAAGAGUGCAUGGUGUUGGUAGGAAAAUAAAAGUGCUUAGGCCUUCAGCUCAAUCUGUGCUUGAUGCUGCCGAUGCUGGAUCUGAAAGGAGGAUCAUUCCAAUCUGGCUUUCUUUAGUUUCCUCGCCUGAAAGCAGGGGGGGAGAUACGAAGUUGCCAUAAAUAUCUGCAUCAUACUUAAGAAUCAAGGAAGGAAAUUUACCUGUUACUUUCCUGCAAAGUACCUUGUAAAGAAGCUAAAUCUUGCAAGUGAGGCAGAGGUGGAAAUAGCAUGCACAGGAAAGCCUGUGAAUCCAGCACUGUCACUGCAUGACCUAACUGAACAAAUUGCUUCAGGUGGGGAAGAGUUCAAGCUUCAGUUGCCACUUGAAAUCUGUCUCAACCUGAGCUCCUUUUUUCUUUUUAAAUUUAAUUUUUUUCCCAGGGCAAAAGUUUGCCUUUCAGGAAAUUUUCAAUUAUGGGAUUUUCCCCAUUUGGCUUUUUUUAUUUUAUUUUAUUUUAUUUAUUUAUGUUUUUGGUUGAAUUCAGCUUGAUCGAAUAUGCCACAAAGUGGUGCUCUAUUGAAUAUUUACAGAUAUUCCUAUUGUGAUCUAUUGGGAUGAGUUGAA
Molecule: messenger RNA, 1734 nt
Organism: Phalaenopsis equestris
Lineage: Eukaryota; Viridiplantae; Streptophyta; Magnoliopsida; Asparagales; Orchidaceae
Product: E3 ubiquitin protein ligase DRIP2-like
Exons: 7
Coding region: 338-1288 (316 amino acids)
Molecular function (GO): ubiquitin-protein transferase activity
Source: RefSeq, a predicted model, not a curated record